Molecule: messenger RNA, 2897 nt
Organism: Amphibalanus amphitrite
Lineage: Eukaryota; Metazoa; Arthropoda; Thecostraca; Balanomorpha; Balanidae
Gene: Bin1
Product: histone deacetylase complex subunit SAP18-like
Exons: 5
Coding region: 1925-2404 (159 amino acids)
Biological process (GO): negative regulation of DNA-templated transcription
Cellular component (GO): nucleus
Molecular function (GO): transcription factor binding; transcription corepressor activity
Source: RefSeq, a predicted model, not a curated record
UGGCGAGAACUAAUUUAGUGGCGCUGACCGCGCAGCCGAUUGGCGCGGACGCGCAAUUAUCGUUUGAGUUUUACGCCUUUGUUGAUAGUGUUGGUCGUUGCGGUGAUUAUGAUUUUAUAUUACGAUCGACACUUAGUUAGUAAUAUGUUUGGUUCGAAAUGGCUUUGUUCAGUUUCGAUCCUUUAUUUCGCAUAACCUGUUCACCCCCUCUCUUUAUGAUUGCCAACUGUUUUGGGUCGUAAGGACGAAGAGGUGUCGAGUCACCUCUAGAGCUCUUCCGUUCUUGACCUUGGCCGAGAUAGUGCCAUGUGUUUUUCUGUUGUGUGUGUGGGGGAAUAAACCGCAAGUGAGGCGGACGCAGGUUUGUCCAAACCUCCCCCACCCCGAGGGCACAACAAGUGGCGACGAGGCGUAAGUUUUUACGCGGCCGUGAUAACUGUCGGCCAUGGAUUUUUCGGUGGCCCCUGCGCCGUUUUUGCCGGCGGCCGGCGCCGAGCCCGGUACGGCCUGGCCGCGGUGGAUAAGGAUGUUCGAUAACUUCCUGGUGGCCGUGGGCGGCGGCUCAUUUUCAGCUGCGCGCAAGGAGGCCAUCCUUCUCACGUGCCUGGGGGCGGAGGGGCAGCGAAUUUUCGAGUCCCUCCCAGCUGCUGUCAAGCAGGAAGGCGAGGACCAGUACGCCUUCACCAGGCGGCGCCUGGAGGCCCAGUUCGCUCCUCGCCAGAACGUGUGUGUGGAGCGUUACCGUUUCAGGAGCCGGGUGCAGCAAACUGAGGAAACAGUCCAGCAGUGGGUGUCGAUACUGCGCCAGCUGGCCAGCUCCUGUGAAUAUGGUGACAGAACCGACGAGUUCAUAAGGGACCAGGUCAUCGAGCGUACUAACUCUUCCAAGUUGCGACAGCGACUUCUUAUGGAGGGCUCUGACCUGACUUUGGAGCGCACCCUCACCAUCAGUGACACACUUGAGUCGGCUGAACGUGAGGCUCGGGUGAUGGAGACACCAGCUGCUCCAGUCCCUGUUCAGGCUGUCCAGCAGCAGCAGCAGCAGCGUCGGCGGCCUCAGCGUGGUGGGGCCAGGACCCGUGCUGCUGGUCGGGUCUCCACUCAUCAGCAACAGCCUCAGCAGCAGAGGCCGGCAGGGAGUAGCAGUAGCCUGUGCUGGGGGUGCGGGCGUGCUGGACACAGGCGAGGGGACCAGUGUUGCCCUGCUGUCAAUGUGAAGUGCUCCAAAUGUGGGAAAGUGAAUCACUUUGCCCAGCACUGUGUCCAGAAGCGAGUGGUGUCCAGUGUUCAAGUGCUGGCAAUCGGGGCAUCACCAAUGACUCUGACAGCCCAGGUGGAGGGGAGGGAGGUCGUGUUCACGGUAGACUCUGGCUCCCCAGUGUCCCUCCUCCCCAGACACCUGGCACCUGGGGCCCUUGAGCCAGCAGCAGAGCGCCUGUGCUCAUAUGGGGGGAGUGUGUUAGAUGUGUUAGGGGUAAAAAGUGUAAAUGUGUCAUGCAGGGGGGAGUGUCAUGAUGUAACUGUGUAUGUUGUGCCGCAUGGUCGUGCUCUGAUGGGCCUGGACAUGAUGAAACUGUUCAAAGUGUGCAUCAUUGGUGACAGUGUAUGCUCUGUGUCCACAGACCCGUCCUGUCACGCCAGCCCAGUCCCUUCGCCCGUCGGGCCAGCCGAACCUGCCAGCCCUCACGCCGGUCAACCUGCCUCACCGUCCGAACCUGCCUCUCCGACUGGACCUGCUUCUCCGUCAGGAGAGCAGCCAGCCGUCCUGGGCUACCAACACCGGGUGACCAUCGACCCAGGGGUGGCGCCAGUGCGCCAGCCCCUGCGGAGGCUGCCCUUGGCAGUGCUGGACGAGGUUGUUGAUAUAUACAUAGAGAUAGACACUUAUAUUCUACAUCAAGUGUAAACAAAAAAGCUUGCAAAGAUGAUGGCCAGUCUACUUGGAUCGAAGGUGGAGGAGAAACAGCAUGAGCCUGAGAAGCCCAUUGACAGAGAAAAGACCUGCCCGCUGCUUCUGCGGGUGUUUUGUAACACCGGCCGGCACCACUCGCUGGCCGAGUACUCGCGCGGACAGGUGCCGGCCAACGAGCUGCAAAUCUACACAUGGAUGGACGCGACGCUGAAGGAGCUCACCUCGCUGGUCAAAGAGGUCAACCCGGAGGCGCGCCGCAAGGGCACCUUCUUCGACUUCGCCCAGGUGUACCCGGAGGUGGGCGGCAGGAUGGGCGGCGUCGGAUUCCGCAUGCGCGAGAUCGGCUCCACCUGCUCCGGCCAGAAGGGCGCUGAUGACGCCAAGACGUUAGCGUCGGUCCGGUUCACGAUCGGAGACUACAUGGACAUCGCCAUCACCCCGCCCAAUAUGCGCGGCGGCGGCCCGAUGAUGCGGCGAAUGCGCCCCUUCUAGACCCGUGGCGAGUGACGCCGCCCUGGUGGUCGACUCAGCAGCUGUGAGGCUCGCGGUGAGCGGCGCAGAAUACCGCUCGGUCGGGGACCAGGUCCAGGGAGGUGACGCCGCGUCGGACUCGGCCUCAACAGGAGUGCGGUACACAACACUGCCCUGGGCGAGCACCGCCCGGUCCAGUCAGGGACGCCCGGCGUUUUACCGCCGACAGUGUGUGUGGGGUUGGGGAAGACGCUCUUGAGGGAGCAAGAUGCCCGCUCUUUGUACAUGUGAACUAUGUGCAUCAUCAUCAUCCAUGUGUGUAUGGAAUUGGCCGACACCCGUGCCCCGUUUUAGUUCAGAAACUUGUGUUUACGUUCGAUCGUAUCUCGCCGUUGGACUGGAUGUGUAUGACGGCUGGACAAGUCCGGCGUUUGGUUCUCAGAGGUCAAAGUGCCGGCGGAGAUAUCGCCUCAUUGCAGACAUGGAGCGCUCCCAAAUAUACGGGCUACGCCGA